AUUUCCAAAAAAACAAUUUAAUGAUGACACCCAAUUUAAUAGGCAGCACCUUUAUAUUGGCCGAAACGGCAAUUGCCGAUGGUAACAACAAUAAGAUGGCCGCUCCCGCUUCCGCUUCUGGAGCGUCAGCAGCUGUGAAAUCGUCAACGAUCAAGAGCAAGGAGUCCUCGGUGGCCAAGGCCACUGAAGCAAAGGUAUCACCAGCUGUUAAACCCUAUGAAAUGGAAAUUGUCUGGCAUAAUGUUGUCCUCUUCAUCAUUCUCCACUCGAUGGCCUUAUAUGGAGGAUAUUUGAUCUAUGCCGAAAGCGCGUAUCUGGAGAUAGUGCCAAUUUAUAUAACCAUGUUUUUGGGCGGAUUGGGCAUUACGGCUGGAGUGCAUCGUCUAUGGUCUCACAAGGCUUACAAAGCAAAAUUGCCAUUGCGCAUCUUCCUCAUGCUGUGCCAAUCGUUGGCCUUCCAGAACAGCAUUUGGGAAUGGACACGUGAUCAUCGUGUGCAUCACAAGUUUGUCGAUACACAUGCCGAUCCUCACAAUUCGCGUCGUGGCUUCUUCUUUGCCCACAUGGGUUGGCUGAUGUGCAAGAAGCAUCCCGAUGUCACCAGCAAGGGAAAACAAAUUGAUAUGAGUGAUAUUGAACAGGAUCCCGUGGUUAUGUUCCAAAAGAAAUUCUACUUUAUUAUUAUGCCAAUUUGCUGCUUUGUUCUGCCCAUGUUGUUCCCAUACUAUUGCAUGGGCACAUCGCUGCGCGUCUGCUUCUUCACCUGCUCCAUUCUGCGUUAUACCUUCUCGUUGCACGGCACAUGGUUGGUCAACAGUGCUGCCCAUUUCUAUGGCAUGAAACCCUACGAUGUCAACAUCAGCUCGGUGAACACUAAACUCGUGUCGACCAUCACCUUCGGCGAGGGAUGGCAUAACUAUCAUCAUGUCUUCCCCUGGGAUUACAAAGCAGCUGAAUUGGGCACUUAUGGCUACAACUGGACCACAGCUUUCAUUGAUGUGAUGGCAAAGAUUGGUCAAGCCUACGAUCUGAAGUUUGUGUCAAAGGACAUGGUCCACAAGCGUGUCCUGCGUACUGGAGAUGGUUCACAUAUUGCUGCUCUAAUCGAUGCCAAUAACAAUGAUACAGCUCCUUCUAACGAAUUGGUUGCCCAUCUGGAUCAUGAUCUGGAGGAGACUGCCGUUUGGGGCUGGGAUGACAAGGAUAUUAGCGAAGAGGAUCGCCAGGGUGCUUCAAUUGUAAACAGUGAGCUCGAAUGCAAACAGGAUUAGGGUGUUAGAGCGUCUUAGAGCGCAGUUUACUUAUCUUACAAAAUCGAAAGAAACAUAAACACAAAUCGGGACUGCAGUAUUUAUAUUAAUUGCUUAUAUACUCCAAAACAAAACACAAACAAAAACAAAAUGGUGUCUGUUGAAUACAAAAUCUUAGCCCCCUUUCCAAGGAGGAUAAGGAGGAGUCGAGUCCCUGUCGACUGUUUAAGCGCAUGCCAAACGAUAAAUGGCAUGGCAAAAUUAAAAAAGUUAUAUCAAAUAAUGGCUUCAAUUCCAAAUAAAACUAUUCGAGAUUAGUCAAAGAGUUUGCAACAAAAACAAAAAUUAAAAAAAAAACACAAGUAAAUUUUCACCACAGCAAAAUCAAAUAGAAAACUGUAUCUUUAUCUUAAUUAUAAAAAAAAAUGUUUUCCAAUCUAAAUUUGCCUAUAUCGUUCAGUUUACUGAGCAACUAUAUAUAUGUAAAUGAAUGUAUGUCUACGCAAGAGGUUCUAGUUUUAAGAGUACUUACUAAGGUAUAUUUUAAGCAUCGACUCUUUUUAUGUGUGUAAAUUUUUUGUUAGUUAUACUAUAUAGGCACAAAUGCUCUCCUAUUGUAAAUUUCUUAAAACAAA
This is a messenger RNA of Drosophila willistoni, 1885 nucleotides long. RefSeq names its product acyl-CoA Delta-9 desaturase. Gene Ontology annotation, molecular function: iron ion binding; stearoyl-CoA 9-desaturase activity. Gene Ontology annotation, cellular component: endoplasmic reticulum membrane. Gene Ontology annotation, biological process: unsaturated fatty acid biosynthetic process. Bases 21 to 1271 code for a protein of 416 amino acids. The record is from RefSeq and is a predicted model, not a curated record. The transcript has 5 exons. Lineage: Eukaryota; Metazoa; Arthropoda; Insecta; Diptera; Drosophilidae.